AGUCUCACUUGUCGCCAGCGCCAUCUGAAAUGUGAUAAAACUGGUACGGAAUGUCUGCGUUGUCAGCGAUCAGGGCGGAAGUGUAUUCCAGCACCAACAAAACCGGAGGAGGUCACUUUCCGACACGGUCAGAACCCAUCUCUGAGGCCAAAGGGUCCCCCUCGCUAUGGAGAGAGUGACUUGACUUUUCCUGACGACCAGGUUUGGGUCAAAACUCCCCCAGAAGUCGAUUUCGAAGACGAGACCGACCGCACGGCUGCUGAUUAUCAUGUUAUUCCGGUAGGGAUGCCAACAUCCUUCCUUGAGGCGGUGCCUGAGGGUCGAUCCUCGUCUGGUACAGCAUUCGCUUCGUCGGCGAUCGUCAACGCUGUGAACCCUUCUCCUUCCCCAAGUAUUCCACGCUGGUCGGGGAUUACAGGACAAUUUACUCCCAAUGUGACCGAUUCUCUUCUACCCCCAGACGCUCUGGUCAGCCGUCAGAAAUUGGCCAGUCUCAAUGAAGCCUUCCUUCUACGACAUUUCCGAAACUCCUUGGGUGCAUGGCUGGACGUGAGCGACCAUGAAACGCAUUUCUCGGUAGACGUGGUGGAACGGGCACCCUCCUGUCCACUCCUUCUCUAUGCGUGCUUGGCGAUUGCGGCUCGCCAUCUCUCCCACACCAAGAACUCAGUACCCCCGAAUGUCGCAGAUGAAUAUCACGAAAGGUGUAUCGCGAUCCUUCUUCCCGCGCUAGAGAACAGAAACUUCGGCAUCAGCAUCGAGGUUGUUCUUGCUUCAACGGUGAUAUUACGCUUCUUUGAGCAGAUUUCUUCUCACGCUCCCUCCACCGAUCAGCAGCGACACCUCCUAGCCGGUUCAGUUUAUUUCAGCUCUCAGGUCGACUGUGCAGUCUCCGGAGGUCUUGCAGAGGCAUCGUUUUGGGUCUUUUUGAUGCAGGAUAUUCAGUUUGCACUUUCGCACCAUAAUCCCCUACGGUUGACGCUCAGCCCCUUUGGACAAAGCCUUUGCCAAAUGUGGGAGAGCAAGAAUCCCCUAGCCGAACGAGAUUGGACGCAUAGGGCUACGUGGCUUCUAGCUGAGACAAUCAAUUAUUGCUAUGGCGCGAAUCACCAAAUACGUUUAGACACGGUUGAUGGUGUCGCAUUGAAAAGAAAAAUCCGAAUAUGGGAGUCGGAGAAGCCGGAAACUUUCCAGCCAUUACAUUUCUCGCAUGCCGACCCGCAUAAUCACAGGCCGUUUCCCGUCAUAUGGUAUACGACACCUUUACAUGCUACCGCGAUACAGCAUAUUUGUAUGGCAAAGACUCUACUACUGGAGCAUGAACUACACACGAUGCAUGCUGGCAACCCACCAGAGCAUAUCGUGAGGAGGAUCAAGGAUGAUAUUCUGACGAAUCUCGGCAUUAUCUUCGGUAUUGCCCUCUCAACCGACGAUGACCCAUCAGUACGCAUCAUGGCCUGCCACGCGCUCUGUGCCUGCGGUUCGUGGAUCCUCGAUCCUCUGGCACAGAAUUGCCUCCUUGCUCUCCUUCGCAAAACAGAGGCAGAAAACGGUUGGCCGUGGGCAUUCGAGGUGCAAAAACUGAGCCACGACUGGGGGUUCACCGCAACUUGA
This is a messenger RNA of Aspergillus fischeri NRRL 181, 1614 nucleotides long. Its product is annotated as Zn(II)2Cys6 transcription factor. The transcript has 8 exons. Gene Ontology annotation, biological process: positive regulation of transcription by RNA polymerase II. Gene Ontology annotation, molecular function: transcription cis-regulatory region binding; zinc ion binding; DNA-binding transcription factor activity, RNA polymerase II-specific. The annotation marks the transcript as partial. NCBI's taxonomy places the organism in Eukaryota, Fungi, Ascomycota, Eurotiomycetes, Eurotiales, Aspergillaceae. The record is from RefSeq and is a predicted model, not a curated record. Gene Ontology annotation, cellular component: nucleus.